UUCUUGGUGGUUGUCGGUGAUAGUGCUGGUGGCACGGUAGUAGAGCCCCGCCCGGUGGUGUGGUGGUAAUGGCCAACACUGCACAUCUGUUCCGCAGGCAGAGUUCUCGGGAUUUGAUCCAGCAGGCGACUGUGCGGAGCUUAGAUGAGCUCGAGCUAAGGGAGCUUCGCAGUCGGUUGGUAAGGGCAGAGAACGGAUCGCAGAAUGUGGUGUACGGCGCGACGAAUCAGGCGUUUAUCAGCGACGACGAUCCACCGAUGGGCCGCAUACUGGACAUUGGACCGUCGGCGGCUGGUCCGCCCGGGAAGGAUACGCGUAAGCUUACGAUGCAGGCAUCAAUCGUAUCCCAGCAGCAGGAGGCAGCGAUCGUCGAGCGGCCGGAAGACGAGCGGGAAAGCUGGGACAGCAAGUGGACAUUCCUGCUCGCCACCAUUGGGUACGCCGUCGGACUCGGAAACGUUUGGCGCUUUCCUUAUUUGGCGCAGAAAAAUGGCGGCGGCGCAUUCCUGGUACCGUACUUCGUCAUGCUCCUGCUGCAGGGUUUACCCAUCUUCUAUCUCGAGCUCGCCAUCGGCCAGCGGCUACGGAAGGGCGCUAUCGGCGUUUGGCACGAGGUGUCCGCAUAUCUUGGCGGCAUCGGCAUAUCGUCCGCCUUCGUCAGCUACAUUGUCGCACUGUACUACAACACCAUCAUCGCCUGGUGCCUGAUCUAUCUGCUGCACAGCUUCGAAACGCCCCUCCCGUGGGCCGAAUGUCCGAAGCGACUGUUCAAAAACUUUACCUACGACAUCGAGCCGGAGUGUGUGGUGUCAUCCCCGACCAAGUACUACUGGUACCGGGAAACGCUGCAAGUGUCGCCGAACGUGAACGAACCGGUGGAGAUUAACUACACGGUCGCGCUGGCACUUAUUACCGCGUGGUCACUCGUCUAUCUGUGCAUGGUGCAAGGUAUUACCGAGUCGAGCAAGAUCGUUUACAUUACCGCCAUAUUCCCGUACGUCGUGCUGAUCAUAUUCUUCUUCCGUGGCAUCACGCUCAAGGGUGCAUCCGACGGUAUUGCGCAUCUGUUUACGCCGCGCUGGGAAUCGAUACUCGAACCGGUCGUGUGGUUGGAGGCCGGUACACAGAUUUUCUUCUCGCUCGGGCUUGCUUUCGGAGGUUUGAUCGCGUUCAGCUCGUACAAUCCGGCCAACAAUAACUGCUACCGUGAUGCGCUCGUUGUGUCCAUUACCAACUGCUCCACAUCCAUGUUUGCCGGUGUGGUUGUAUUUUCCGUGAUCGGCUUCAAGGCCACUUCUAUCUAUGACAGCUGCGUCGAGGAACGGACGGACAUGAUGCGGCAGAACAAAUCGCACGACCUGCUGCCUGUGUGCGAUCUGCAGAAGGAGUUGGAAAAUAGUGCAUCCGGUACCGGGCUGGCGUUCAUUAUCUUCACCGAAGCCAUCAACCAGUUUCCUGCGGCUCAGCUAUGGGCGGUACUGUUCUUCCUGAUGCUUUUUACGCUCGGCAUCGAUUCACAGUUUGGCACGCUGGAAGGUGUCAGCACCUCACUGAUGGACAUGAAACUGUUUCCCAACGUGCCGAAGGAGAUGAUUACUGGGGGACUCUGCAUGUCCUGCUGUGUCCUAUCCAUGUGCUUUGCGAACGGUGCUGGUAGCUACAUCUUCCAGCUGAUGGAUAGCUUCGCCGGUAGCUACACGUUGCUCAUCAUUGCGUUUUUCGAAUGCAUUGGCGUCAGCUAUAUCUACGGACUAAAGAGGUUCGCCGAUGACAUUGAGCUGAUGACGGGCGCUCGACCCAACCUUUACUGGAUGCUGUGUUGGAAGUACAUAUCGCCGAUCGCCAUGAUUACAAUCCUGGUCGCCUCAUUCCUCGAACUUGCCUCCGAAGGCAGUAGCUAUCCGGGAUGGAAUGCGCUCACCGGCAGCACCGAUCGGCUCGAGUGGCCCCAUUGGUGUAUUGUCGUUGCGAUUUUGCUCAUACUGGUGUCCAUCCUGUGGAUUCCCGGCGUUGCCAUCCUACGACUGUGCGGGAUCAACGUGAUCGAAGACAGUGAGCCCGCCUGGUUCCCAUCGGCCGAGCUGCGCGAUGUGCACGGCAUUGUACCGCACGAACCGACCGACGUGGAGAUAUCGCUCUUCUGUAUUCGCGCCGAUGGUUCGGAAGGACUCUGCUGCCCGACGUACGGACCCCGAGAGCAGCCACUUGACGAGGAGGAGUAA
Anopheles maculipalpis is the source of this 2222-nucleotide messenger RNA. Its product is annotated as sodium-dependent neutral amino acid transporter B(0)AT3. The transcript has 9 exons. The record is from RefSeq and is a predicted model, not a curated record. Gene Ontology annotation, cellular component: membrane. The coding region runs from base 69 to 2222 and encodes 717 amino acids. Gene Ontology annotation, biological process: sodium ion transmembrane transport. NCBI's taxonomy places the organism in Eukaryota, Metazoa, Arthropoda, Insecta, Diptera, Culicidae.